Orussus abietinus is the source of this 3236-nucleotide messenger RNA. Its product is annotated as calcium-independent phospholipase A2-gamma. The record is from RefSeq and is a predicted model, not a curated record. Gene Ontology annotation, biological process: arachidonate metabolic process. The transcript is spliced from 8 exons. The coding region runs from base 813 to 2708 and encodes 631 amino acids. Gene Ontology annotation, cellular component: membrane. Lineage: Eukaryota; Metazoa; Arthropoda; Insecta; Hymenoptera; Orussidae.
AUUCCUCAGUAAACUGGCGAGCUCGUAACCGAGAACAGUGGCUGAAGUAUAAAUAAAUAUACAGUACGAAAAUCCACCUCAGUGUCCUGAAAUCAAAUGAACGAUCCCUUAAUAAAAUGGAACCCUAAACUCGUACAUAUAAAUCUCCAAGAACAGUUCCCUCGCUUAAUUUUAAGCGAAUAAGGACGUGCCGAAAGGUGUUCGCUGAAUUAAACCGCGAGAGUGAAUUCCCAUCGUAAAAAGCGACUAAGGACGUGCCGAAAGGUGUUCGCGAAAUUAAAUCGCAAGAGUGCCAUUCCCAUCGUACAUACAGAUUAUCGAAAUCAACCGAACGAUCACUUGACGCUGAAUAAAAUGGAAUCCUAAACUUGUACAUAUAAAUCUCCAAGUACAGUUCCUUGGUUUAAUUUUAACGCGAAUAAUAAUACACGCCGAAAGGUGUUCGCGAAAUUAAAUCGCAAGAGUGAAUUCCCAUCGUGAAUACAGAUUAAUAUAGCGUUCCGUUAUCAAGAGUGCUAUCUAGCCUUCGAGUAUCUACCUUAAAGUAUUUAUUCGAGGCUCGGUUGAUACUAGCUUAACCGGAGUAUAUAAUAGUAUAUGCCAGUCAGUGAUUCGCUCUGACAUUGUUGGAAGUGUGCGAAGUCUAAAUUUAAAGCUUCCUCCACACCGGGCCUGCUUCAUUCGCUAAUAGGCAGAGAUCGUUCGAGUCUCUUGGCAGAAGAAAUCUCGGAAUACAGAGGUAUAUACUCGGUGUCUGAUAUAGUAGGAGUAAUCAAAGGCUGGGCAAUCGUCAUCCUCCGAAAUAAGGCAUCAUGUCGCUGAGUAAACGCGUGAGACACUGUCGCAGGUGCAUUCCGCUUUCGAGGCAUUUCACGGAAAGCACCGAAAACAGACUUCCUGUUAGAAAUGCAGGAACCGUGGCAGAGAAAAUGUCGAGUCCGAUGAACGGUAUGCAGGGAGUGAAAAUGUCGAUGCAGAAUCAGUGGAAAUUCUUGACUCAAUUGAGGGAUUAUUUGAAUAAGUUUGGAUAUGACAAGAACCUUCAGUUUGUAGCAUCUAAGGAAUGGGUGGAAUUCUUGCAAAAGGUCGCAUAUACCCAAGUGGACGGUAUUAGAAAGUUUUCAUUAGCCAAUGUUAUUAAGAGCAAAGAACAAAGUAUCGCUCAAGAUUCGGUUGCACUAAAACAGAGAAAGGAAGAGGUUCAAAAUAUCAUAGAGACAUCAAAAGUAUUGGAGCCAGAAGAAGCUAAGCAGGAAGCAUUUGUGGAAGAAAAUGUACCCGUCGCAAGACCGAUUACAAAAGAACAGAGUUAUACGUUACCACAAGUACUAAGCGAUCUAAUUCCGAAAUUGAACAUAAAGAGUAAAGCCACUUUGUCGUCGACACCUAAAUGGAAGUCUAACAUUCACAGUACCAUCUCCAAACAUAGCAUUGCUUCAAGGACGCGACAUGUUUUGAACAGUAUUAAAACGGCAGAAUCCAAUGCAUCAAAAUGGAGGAGGAUAGAAGACCUUUUGUUGCAUAUCGAACAGUAUCCAGAAGCGAGGCAUCAUGCGAUCAAGGAGGGCGCAAUUAGUAUCUUGUUGAGAAUUCGUCAGACUACAAAAGAGGAACAAAUCAAAGGGUCCAUCAGAGAGGCUCUCACGAUACUAGGACACGUCGAUCCAUUGCCCGGGCAAGGUAUCCGAAUUUUAUCCAUCGAUGGCGGUGGUGUACGAGGAGUUUUAGUUGUUGAGAUGCUGAAGAAGAUAGAAACAUUAACUGGAAAAAGAAUAUAUGAAUGUUUUGAUUAUAUAUGCGGUGUGAGCACUGGAGCCAUUCUUUCUGCAAUCCUAGGCGGUGAUAAGAGAAAAACCUUGGAUGAGCUCUCAGAAUUGUACAAAGAAAUUGGUACAAAGAUAUUCACGCAGAGUCCAAUUCGAGGUACUAGCAGCUUAGUAUGGAGUCAUGCAUAUUAUGAUACAGCAUUAUGGGAAGAAUUGUUAAAGGAACAGCUGGGUGAUAAAGACCUUAUCAAAACUGCGAGGGAUUCAAAUUCUCCGAAGUUCUCUGUCAUCUCAACUGUAGUUAAUCAUGCACGUGUCAUGGCCUACGUCUUUAGAAAUUACACUUUGCCGCAUGGUAUCGAGAGCCAAUAUAUGGGAUCAUACAGACAUAAAUUAUGGGAAGCUGUUAGAGCUUCCGCUGCUGCACCUAGUUACUUUGAAGAAUACAAAAAUGGAGAAUUCCUUCACCAGGACGGAGGAAUAAUAGUGAAUAAUCCAUGUGCUGUAGCGAUUCACGAAGCCAAGCAACUAUGGCCCAACAAUCCUAUUCAGUGUGUUGUAUCAUUCGGCACAGGAAGGGCUCCUUCGAACAUCAGUGGAACCGAUGAGAUUGUGAAAGAAGUUCCCGUUCUUUCGAGUUGGAAGGAGAAAUUCUUCAAAAUUCUUGACAGCGCAACCGACACAGAAGCCGUUCAUACGAUGUUGAAUGAUCUUUUGCCAGACCAUGUAUACUUCAGAUUUAAUCCAUACUUAACGGAGAUGUUAACAAUGGUCGAAAUACGACCAGAAAAGAUUAAGCAGCUGGAACAAGAUGCCAGGAUGUAUAUUCGCAGGAACGAGGAAAAGUUUCAAGACGCCGCAAAAUCUCUCUUGAAAGAAAGAACUUUGUUACAGAAGGCAGCAGACUGGGCGAAUCUGCAAAAGCAAAUUUUUAAUCUUUAAGUUUGAUUUAUUCCGUUGUUUAAUCCUAUUGCAAAAACAAAUUGUAUCACUAGAUACUUUAAUGCAGCAUGGCUGCGAAACUUUAAUUACUUUGCAGUCAAUUUCAUAUAUUUUGUACAUAAAUCAUACUAUAGAAAGUUCUUACGUUAGUAAAAUAUCUCGAAGGACAUAGAAAUAUGUAUGCAACAUAUUUUGUGAGAAAUAAGAGUAGCAUAGAUUUUGCCAUUCAAUUUGCCAAAGGAUAAAGUGAAUAUCUUUACUUAAAGAUAGAUCCUUCAUUAAAAUGUAUCGAUGUUUUAAUUUUUAUACCAUUGUGUAUAUUUUCAUAUUAGUAUUAUACUGUACGAAAUAUGAUGUAUGAGAUGUGAAGCUAUUAAUGUGAUAUGAGCAAUGAGUACUUUUAAAGUUGUUUCCCUAGUGAAUUCUUAAUAGGUUCUGUGAAAAACAUGUACCUGAAAAUAAUCUAUAUAUAUUUGAUCUUACGAAUAAAUAAAAUACUUUCUAUUAUUACACAACGAAAAUACAAUA